Messenger RNA from Neurospora tetraspora, 1260 nucleotides. RefSeq lists its product as uncharacterized. The transcript has 2 exons. The record is from RefSeq and is a predicted model, not a curated record. Bases 382 to 774 code for a protein of 130 amino acids. NCBI's taxonomy places the organism in Eukaryota, Fungi, Ascomycota, Sordariomycetes, Sordariales, Sordariaceae.
AAGUAGACCACCCAAUCGGGCUAUUCAGCCACACGGGGGCGUUACGCGUUCUUGGUUUAUUCAUCACUUCUUUGGGAAGAUAUAAAGACACUUUGGCACUUCCUUCCCACCCCUUUCCCCUUACCCCUGUUUCUGUUACUCUUGGAAGUUUCUCCGAUCAACUCUGUACACUCCUUUAGACCCAACUGUCACCAAACCAGAACUUCUCCGACUUGACUCUUGCAUACUGUCUACUGUCUAUUCGAAACACUCUCGACAUACACAUCGCAGACCACAAGCAAAGAUUGGAACGAACGAAGAAGGAAAACAAGGAACACAUCAAAGCACCUAUUCAGCAAUCGAGAUAUUGAAUAAGCAUCGAAUGAGAACUCGACCUCGACGAUGAGGUUCACAGUCAACAACAACAACAACGCCCUAGUUCUUGUGGCCGCUAGCAUCGUCAUCAGCAGCAUCACAGGAACAGGAAGAGUAUCAGCCCACCCUGCCGACGAUAAACUCGUCCAGAGCAUAGUGGCGAGCCACAUCCUGGAAGGGAGAGUUGAUACGGAGAGUAAAUGUGGUUACUUCGCCGACCCCCACAACUGCGUCCCCGGCAUCUGCCGGUGCCAAGACGACCGGUACUACGCGCUCAACCGGGACAACUUGAAGGCUGGUAAGCACGGGUGCGACCCGCCCUGGGACAGGUACCCUGGGGGACCGUGCUCGCUGAUUGCGUCGUGUUGCCCGGUGAAGACGAAAUUUGGGAACUACGAUGAUAAUCCUGUUUUGACAUGAGGCGGGGGGGAGAAGGAGAAAAAAAAAAGGGGAUGAGAAUAAUGGGGAAAGGGCGGAGGAGGCUGAAGCAAGGAAAAGAACGGAAAGGGAAGAAGAGAGGGAGGAAGAAGAGUGGAGGAGAUACCCCAUUGUGAGAAGGACCGGAGAUUGAGAGAUGAGGAGAGAGAGGCCUUCCCUUGAGCUGGUUAUUUGCAAUGGAACCCAGAUAUCCUCGGCUGUUCCUCAAAUUCGCUGUACGUAUUUCUUCGGAUUUUGCUGUUUUCUUUUCGCUGUUACAUUACUUUUUUCUUUCUAUUCUUGCGCCGGGCCUAUCCUCGGCGCACAUUAGUUUUUCUCUUCUAAUUAGAGCACUUUUAUAAGCCACCCAACUGACCCAACUCACCCACCUUAUACUCUCCAAACCUAACCCCUCAGACCUAAUCAAAUACACUCCUCUUCUGUUCUGCAACAACCUCAUCAUAAACCCCCGUAUCCCAAACAACCAAC